UUUCUUCAACACCCCCCAACCCACCCUACCACCUCAAGACUGAUUAAAAACAGGAGCUGCAUUUGGAUAUGUUAAGGUAAAAUUUAUCUUAUUAUGGGUUUAGAAGUAGAAGAUCACUAUGAGCCAAGCUCAACACCGAAGUUAUAUCUGUACAAACUUCCAUGCAAGCCUAGACAACCUCAAGAAAUGGUAACGCCGCCACUUCAAACAUCAGUUUCAGUACCAUUCCAAUGGGAAGAGGCGCCGGGAAAGCCAAGAGCCACCGCAGCAUUGUCGGAGCAAGCGAUCACCACCACACCUCCACCAGCUAAGUACAAAUCUGCCAGGUGCUUAGACUUGCCCCCAAGGUUGUUGACCAUAAAUCAUGAUACUGGUAAAAGUACCGUUCUGCCCUCACCAACAACAGUCUUGGACGGUCCCUAUGUGGAUCAAACCGUGUCAAACACAUGCUCGUUUUCGUUCAGACGAGAGCCAUUAGUGGGCCUCGAGGAAGGGAUUUUUGGUGGGGUGAAGUCGAAAAGCAGAAAGGAGAAGACGAAGUUUGGUUCUUGGAGGUGGGGGAGUUCUACAGAAAAUGAAAAGCCAGUCAGGGGUAGUUUUGACUUUUCAAAUUCUCUUAGGGAUGUUCCUGCGAAUGACAAGAAUGUGAAGAUCACCAGAAUAAGCAAAAAGAGCAGGAGCUUCUUCAAUUUCUCCAGCAGGAAUUCCAACUCCUGGACAUUUUUUCGAGCUUCAAGCUGGCGAGUCCGUGGAGAUGCAAACAAGAAAAGACGAACCUUUCAUGAAUGUUGUGAGAUUUAGAAGAUGUCUCUAAAAAAAUAUUAGCGAUUGAACUUAUGUUAUUGCAAAACCACGAGAAAUACAUUCCAUGUUCACUGUGGGAUGUAAUACUAGUCGAUGUCUAACCUUUAUUUAACUCUACUCUUUGCUGCAUUUAAUUAUUAUCUAUUUCAAAUAAAUGCAGAGACGUGUUUGAGUCA
Messenger RNA from Olea europaea var. sylvestris, 980 nucleotides. RefSeq lists its product as uncharacterized. The transcript is spliced from 2 exons. The record is from RefSeq and is a predicted model, not a curated record. The coding region runs from base 94 to 801 and encodes 235 amino acids. Lineage: Eukaryota; Viridiplantae; Streptophyta; Magnoliopsida; Lamiales; Oleaceae.